Molecule: messenger RNA, 2418 nt
Organism: Cydia splendana
Lineage: Eukaryota; Metazoa; Arthropoda; Insecta; Lepidoptera; Tortricidae
Product: protein GPR107
Exons: 12
Coding region: 98-1708 (536 amino acids)
Biological process (GO): transport
Cellular component (GO): membrane; Golgi apparatus
Source: RefSeq, a predicted model, not a curated record
UGCAUUGAAAAUGAAGUUAUCAUAACGUAUAUAACAGAAAAUAAUUAUUGUAACUAUCGCAUUUUUCGCCAAAACAUUACGAGACUAGUCAUGAAACAUGGUUUAUUUAAUGAAGAUAAUUUCGGUAAUCGUACUAACUGCUAUUGUUGCAGUAAAAGCCAGAAUACACAAGUUGCCUCUUACGGAUGAUUACCGCCACUAUGUGGACCUGACCACCUUCGGGUUCUUCCAAGGAGGGGUGCUCGAUGUUCGCAUGGUCAACUUCAAACUACCCUCAAACGUGGAACCUGGAGAGUACGGGUUCACCCUCGACCGCACAGUGAACGACGCCAUCAGCCCGUACCUGGAGGCACAUUCCGACACGUGCUUCCUAAAGGACAGCGAGAGCAGCUACACGUCCCCGCAGCACCCCGCCAUCGUGUUCCUUAAGAUGGACUUCACAAACUUGAAGCUAAACAUAACUUGCAAAGGGAACGACCUGAAAGCCAUGCAUCUGUAUCAGAACCGAUCGCAGAUACCGCUGGACCGCGCCAAGCGGAGUAGUUUCUGGAGGCAUCCUUACAUCACCAAGCGGUCUGCCGACAAGGGCCCGGAAUGCAUCCCACCUUGUUCCUGUGCCCAUCUGCCGAUAACGAAAGAGACGAAAAAUGGCUUCGACUAUUAUAACACCAGUUUCGCAAUGUACGUGGCAUCCGUGCGAGAGGAGGGGCUCUACAACCUCUACUUCCACAACUGCCCGAAGACAGACAAGGGGGUCACUCCCGCUAUGAACUUUGUUAUAGAAAUAUACGAAAGCAACGACGGUAAUUUCCUGUCAGCGGGCGAGAUGCCGCUCCCCGCCUUGUACAGCACGAUGUCCCUCAUAUUCCUGCUCUCGGCCGGCUUCUGGACCUUCCUCCUCAAGAGCAGCAAGCACCCCGUGUACCGGAUACACAUCCUCAUGUGCGUGCUGGCGUACCUCAAGGCGCUCUCGCUGGCCUUCCACGGGAUCAACUACUACUUCAUCAGGACGAGGGGCGAGCACGUCACGGCGUGGGCCAUACUAUACUACAUCACUCACCUGCUAAAAGGCGCGGUGUUGUUCGUGACGAUAGUGCUGGUCGGCACGGGAUGGAACUUCAUCAAACACAUCCUGGCUGACCGGGACAAGAAGCUGUUCAUGAUCGUCAUACCGCUCCAGGUGGUGGCGAACGUGGCGGAGAUCAUAAUAGCGGAGAGCGAAGAAGGCGCGGCGGAGCACAACGCGUGGAGCGACACCUUCAUCUUGGUGGACCUGCUGUGCUGCGGCGCCAUUCUGUUCCCUGUCGUGUGGUCGAUACGUCACUUGCAAGACGCGUCGAGCACCGACGGCAAGGCAGCGAUCAACUUGCGGAAACUGAAGCUGUUCCGACACUUCUACAUAAUGGUCGUGUGCUACAUAUACUUCACCAGGUUCAUCGUCUAUCUGCUCAAGAUAACGGUACCGUUCCAGUACUCGUGGAUUGACGAGAUGUCGCGCGAGCUGGCAACGUUCGUGUUCUUCGUGAUGACCGGCUACAAGUUCCGGCCGGCGGCCGCCAACCCGUACUUCACGCCCAACACGUCGGACGACGCGCUCGUCCUGUCGGAAAUUGGCGUGCUAGAGGGAGUGACCAAGAUACCGCACCGCGGCGAGAGGAAGCGAGAAGACACCGUGCCUCUCAUGCAGGACGGGUACAAUUCUGACUAGCGUCUGCUUUCCUACUUAGUUUUAUACCUUGUACCAUAGAGUUUAUGAGUGCUAAAGUGUAUGAAAAAAAUCGUACUGAUGCGGAAGCCAGAGUUAAACCAAGAAAAGUCUGCAACGAUUUUGAUAGCACACGCAGUGCAAGUGUUAAUAAACGUCAAACUUCUAUGAAAUUAUGACGUAUAAUCUCGGAGUAAAUAUCUAUGGAGCGGCCAUUAACAGGCGUUCCCCUCUGCAAAAAGAUCGCGGCCGCCGGUCAAGGAGGUUAUAUAAAACUAGUUGCCACACGUCAUACGCCAUUCAGCAAACGUCAGUCUAAGCGGAAUGAUAGGAGCCGAAAAUGCCGAAUUGCAGCGUUUUCUCGUGCAAAAUGAGAUCGGAAACGUCUAGUCUACAAAAAGAACACGUUUCUUAUCAUAUGUAAGUACUAUUACAUCUAAAUAUUAUCAAAUAGUGCAUUAACUUUGCAAAUAACUAAAAAACAUUGUCAAUCUGACAGUGAUACCAGUGAUAUGAUAUUAGAUCUAAUUUAGGGUAAUUCUAAAGAAGACUUUCUAAAUAUUAAUUAGGUACGAGUAGAAUUUCUAAUAGGAAAUAUUAUGCGAAACUCUGCGUAGGGGGCGCGACUACCACAAUCCAUCACAAUCUGGGGGUCCGCCGCGGAACAAGAAAAUUUAAAUUUCGUUAUCUAACCUCUCUAUCACUAUUGCAUA